AGACAAAUGAGUGCUGGAGAAAAGUGAUGCACGGCCCACUUGAGCUCUCUCUCGAGGAACCUAACCCCACCCAAUCUUUACCAACCUGUUUUCCAACACAUCCAUCAUAGACUAUUGACGCGAUGCCUCCCAAACGCAAAGACCUUCCGAAGGCCAAUCCAAAAACCAGAGCCAAGCUGCAGGAGCCCCAAUCCGAGAGCGACUUUCUUGAGGCUGCCGACGACUUCGAACAAGCUGCUGGGAAAUGGCGGGCUGGGGACGCUGCGAAGGCCCUGAGAUUCUACAACCGUGCCAUUGACACCUACAAUACCGGCUUGCAGCGGUAUCCGACCUCAUUCGAUCUUGCAUAUAACAAGGCGAAUCUUGAAUAUAACAUGAUACAAGAUGAGAAGAUUGUACCAAUACUGGGCAGUAGGAUAGACCUACUUCAGGAAACACUCCGGUCCCAUCGGUUUGCAAUGGGAUUGAACCCGGAGAUUGUCGAGAUUGUCUUCAACACGGGCCAGGUCUUGACAUCAUUGGCAGAAGCCCUGCUUGAUACUUGGGAUCCCGAGGCGAGAGCCACGGCAAGACAGUUUCUUGAGGAAGCAGUUGCACUCUUUACCAAAUCUCUGCUCAAACAGCAAGAGGAGUACGAACAGAUGCAGACUGGCAUUGCCAAUGCGCAAGCAUCUCAGGAAGAAUCCGCUCGGCUGGUGCCAUCUGGAGAUGUGCGAGAAACUGGCGCGAAUUAUAGGGAACCAUCCUCCAUAUCUUCAUCCGUGUCUGAAGCGCCCGAAGAAUGGGCAACAGUAGUGGAACCUGUCACCCCAGAUACCAUAUUGGAUACCUGUACUGCCCAACUUGGAGCUUACACCACUCUGCUUGAUUUAUACAGUACCUCGGACUAUAGCAGCAUCGAGUUGCAAGCCUCGCACAUUUUGAACACAGCACAGAACACGAUACCCGCCUACAUCGACCGCACAGGCACCUCUGCAAUCUCAACCCAGCAUGAAGAGCCUGCCCCUGGCCCUGUCCUCUCAAUCGGCUCUCCACCAAGUAUGGAAGAACAUACAUCGCCUAAAGAAGAUGCACUCCUGGCCAGAGCCAAUUUCUAUGCCGCAUUGGUCGAGGUCAAGUAUCGGAAUGAUCAGUGCACAACUCCAGAGUACGCAAGUGAGACGGAAAACAUCUACGCCCCUCUGCUUCCUACCGAAGAUACAGGGAAGCUAUCUUUGAGUCAAAUGAAUGCUCUAUCCGCCUACGCUGACGCCCUCUUCAACAUAGCAUCAGCCAUAUCAGACAGUCCACGCUACACUUCCUCAUCGCAGAGCUUCUCCCAGGACCUCGACAUCCAAUGGACAACACUCACACAAGCCCAGACCAUACUCACCAAACUGUCCACAGGCCCGCAUGCCAGCGUAUUGCCAUUUUCCCAACUCUCCCGAAUUUUCCUAGCACGCGGCGACACGGACCUUUUCCGCUUCCGCCUUUCCCUUCUCGAAUCUGCGAAACCAGCAUGGGUGAAGAGCAAGAAUGUCCUCGUUUCCAAUGCAGGCGUCUUCUACCGCGGAGCAAGGACCUAUGCUGAGAAGGCAGGCGUGGUAGACGUGCACAAGACGGCAGAUGCGAAGGCAAUUGUGGCGGAGGUUUUGAAAGAAGCCGUGACUGGGUCUGGGAAGAAGGAUGAGCGGUGGAAGGUGAGAGCGGAGGAUGUGACAAGGGUGUUGCAGCAGAUGGUUGAGGAAGGUGUCAUUGACAAGGAGAAUGCGGAAGGCGUGGUUGGGUAUCUCUGAGGGGUACAGACCACAAGGUAGGAGUGGGUUUCCAUUGCUCCAGCGGAGGUCGAAUGCGACAUUCUAUGAUGGAGUUAGGCCAAUCAUUUGAAAUGUGAGGUUUAAUCUGUUUCUUUCUGGGGUUCUUGCAAUCGUUUAAAAUGAUAAGAGGCUGCAUGUGACCAGGAAGGGCCAUAAAAGAGUGAAAGCUCAACCUCGACUUUCACUCACUCGGGAUUGUUGCCGAACAGCA
Molecule: messenger RNA, 2007 nt
Organism: Westerdykella ornata
Lineage: Eukaryota; Fungi; Ascomycota; Dothideomycetes; Pleosporales; Sporormiaceae
Exons: 3
Coding region: 123-1775 (550 amino acids)
Molecular function (GO): protein binding
Source: RefSeq, a predicted model, not a curated record